AUGCGCAUCAACUUCAGUUCAGCUGCCCUGGCAGCACUGUCAUUGGCAGCAACUGUGACAGCCGCCCCAGCAGAACUUGUCAAGCGGCAAUCCACAGUCAAGAUCAUGGCUCUAGGUGACUCUAUAACGGGCAGCCCAGGAUGUUGGCGCGCCUAUCUCUGGCAGAAACUACAACAAGCCGGCAUCAAGAACACCGACUUCGUUGGGACAUUGGCCGGACAAGGCUGCGGCUUCCCAUACGACGGCGAGAACGAGGGACACGGCGGCUUCCUCGCCGUGAACAUCGCAAACCAAAACCAACUCCCCGGCUGGCUCUCGUCCACCAAGCCCGACAUAGUCAUAAUGCACCUGGGCACAAACGACGUGUGGAACAACCGGCCCCCCGCACAAAUCACCACAGCCUUCAGCAAGCUCGUCGACCAGAUGCGCGCGUCAAAGGCGUCUAUGAAGAUCCUCGUCGCGAAGAUUAUUCCCAUGAAGCCUUCCAACUGUGCAGAGUGUGGCGCGCGCGUCGUGGCGUUGAACAGCGCGAUUGGGACGUGGGCGGCGGCGAAGAAUACGUCGAGUAGUACUAUUACGGUUGUGGAUGCGUGGACGGGGUUUGAUACGGUGAGUAUGACGGGUGAUGGCGUGCAUCCGAAUGAUGCUGGGAAUAGGAAGUUGGCGGAUACUUGGUUUCAGCCGUUGGCGAGUGCUAUUCGAGGGCUGAAAAUUUAG
This is a messenger RNA of Cucurbitaria berberidis CBS 394.84, 717 nucleotides long. RefSeq names its product carbohydrate esterase family 3 protein. The transcript has 3 exons. Gene Ontology annotation, molecular function: phosphatidylcholine lysophospholipase A1 activity. The coding region runs from base 1 to 717 and encodes 238 amino acids. Lineage: Eukaryota; Fungi; Ascomycota; Dothideomycetes; Pleosporales; Cucurbitariaceae. The record is from RefSeq and is a predicted model, not a curated record.